AUGGAGAUGGUGGUAGACGGCGGAGGAUCAGUGGCGGAGCUAAUCACAGUUCUAGAGCAAGCAACCCUAACAGCGAAGCAGCUCCCAACCACCACCGAUCCUUCCCAAAUCCUCCGACUCCACUCCACCCUCCACUCCGCACACCAUCACCUCUCCCUCUUCCUCUCCCAACCUCAAAACAACCCGCCGGCCGAGAACUCCGUCUCCUCCGCCGUCAGCGGCGGCGAAAACGAAACCGACCCGAUGCAAUUGGAGGGAGAAGAGCAUAAUUCCAAGGUCUCCGUUGAUGCUGUUGAGGAGCGCAUGAGGGAUUGUUUCAUCCAGAACAAGAGGCCCAAAAGGCCACUCUCACCCGCCGCCGCGGCGGAGCCGCCGCAGAGCUAUGAGAGCGAGGUUGCCCGGAGUGGUUCCGCGGCGGAGUUUGAUCCUAUUGGUACCAAGCUGAGAUCUUUAGAUCUUAUAUAUCAGUUCCAUGCUUAA
Ipomoea triloba (trilobed morning glory) is the source of this 480-nucleotide messenger RNA. RefSeq lists its product as uncharacterized. Lineage: Eukaryota; Viridiplantae; Streptophyta; Magnoliopsida; Solanales; Convolvulaceae. The record is from RefSeq and is a predicted model, not a curated record. Bases 1 to 480 code for a protein of 159 amino acids. The transcript has a single exon.